AUGAGGAUUUUUAUUAAGUGAGAAAAGAAAUCCAAAUCUAUGUAGCCCUUUAUGAAAAAGUGAUCCCCCCUCCUGUUAAAACUUUACUGUACAGGUAUUUUAUCAUAUCUGGGUUUAAUUUCUCUUGCCACACCUAGGCCUGAUACGGCCACACCUGUUUUCAAUAGAGAAAGAAACUAAUUGAGAUAUAUUUUGUGUGAAAAGCUUGUAAAGGCGUUUCUAAAGCUAUUUCAGCGAACCACAGUGAGAGCCGUAACACACAAAUGGUGAAAGCAAAAAAUGACCACAAUUACCUCAAGAGCGCAGUGACAACUCUUCCAAGAGGUCACAAAAGACCCCACAACAACCUCCAAAGAACUUCAGGCGUCACUUGCAUCAGUUAAAGUUCAGAAUUCAGGAAAAAUAGCCUGCAUGGCACAGUUCCAAAACUACCACCACUUCUGAGCCAAAACAACAUUAAGACUUGUCUAAAAUUUCCCCAAAGACAACUGAAUGAUCCUCAAGACUUUUGGGAAAAUACUCAGUGGUUUGAUGUGAGAAAAGUUGAACUUUUUGGAAAUGUAGCGUAAAAAGUAACACCGCAUUUAAGAAUAAGAACAUAAUACCGACAGCAAAAUAUGGUAUUGUUAGUGGUGUGGGGUUUCUUUUGCUGCUUCAAGACCUGGAAGGACCUGGAACCAUGAAUUAAGCUGUCUCCCCAAAAAAUCCUGAAGGAGACUUUCCAGCUAUCUUUUCAUGACCUCAAGCUGAUCCAAAACACUAAUCCAGGGGGCGCAAAAGCAACACAAGAUGUCUCCUGUGACCAAAGCCUCUUGGGAAUUAUCAGUAGACAGAUGAGUGAAGAGGGCCGAUUUGCCUACGCUGCAGUGUGUGGUGUCUCACUGGGGCAGUUAUUUACCGGGGAUGAAAACAGUGCCUUCAGGGAACAGUACCUGCAGGGCUUGGUCCGUUGGCUGGAUCUUGAUGAAUCUGUGAUGCCCGUCAUGGGGGCCUUCCUGUCAGGCCUGGGCUUUGAGGGCUCUGACACCUUCCUGUCCAUUCUACAAGCUGAGCAAAUCAUGGCUACAGGCGCCCUACCCAUCAUACAGGACCUGGUGUCUUUCUCUGUCAAAGAUGGCCAUUAUGAUGCCAGAGCGAGGGUGCUCAUCCGCCACGUCAGCUGUCUGCUCCGAAUUUCUCCGCAAGAGCUGGAAAAGUUUGAAGAGACGCUUGGAGAGAGCCUAAGGGAAGGAAAAGAAGAGAGCGAGGAGGAAACAUCUCAGCGACGGAGGAGAGAAAAGGGUCGAAAAUUAAGACGCUACCUUCUCAUUGGACUAGCAACAGUCGGUGGUGGAACAUUGAUCGGUGUCACCGGUGGGCUGGCGGCCCCCCUAAUGGCAGCUGGAGCUGGCGCUGUACUCGGAGCUGGUGGGGCUGCAGCUCUGGGCUCAGCCACUGGCAUCGCAAUCAUGGCCUCCCUGUUUGGAGCAGCUGGUGCUGGACUUACCGGCUAUAAAAUGAAUAAGUGUAUUGGGGCGAUAGAGGAGUUUGAAUUCCUGCCACUCAGCUCUGGAAAGCAUCUUCACCUUACCAUAACGGUGACAGGAUGGCUCUGCACUGGUAAAUACAGCUCGUUCCAGGCCCCUUGGUGCAGCCUAGGAGAGUGCGGGGAGCAGUACUGCUUAGUGUGGGAGUCGCGUUUCCUCAGGGACUUGAGCUCGGCCAUGACCUCCCUUUUGGAUGGGCUGGUCAGCAUGAUGGCUCAGGAGGCUCUGAAGUACACCGUUCUUUCAGGUAUCGUAACAGCUCUGACAUGGCCCGCCUCUUUGCUGGCAGCCGCCAGCGUCAUCGACAAUCCCUGGUGUGUUUGUUUGAACCGCUCGGCUGAGGUGGGGAAGCACCUUGCUCAGGUUUUGAGAAGCAGGCAGCAGGGAAAGCGGCCAGUCAGUCUGAUAGGUUUCAGUCUCGGGGCCAGAGUCAUCUACUUCUGUCUUCAGGAACUCGCUAAGGAUCAAGGGAGUGAAGGUGUUGUGGAGGAUGUGGUCCUGCUGGGGGCCCCUGUGGAUGGCUCGGAGAAGGCCUGGGAGAGAAUGAUCCGGGUGGUAGCUGGAAAAAUAGUCAACGGGUACUGCAGAGGGGAUUGGCUUCUGGGGUUCUUGUACCGAAGCUCAGCUGCUCAACUCUGUGUUGCUGGGCUACAACCAAUAAGCAUCCGGGAUCGCCGCCUUAUCAAUGUAGACCUCUCCUCCGUGGUCAAAGGUCACUUGGACUACAUGCGUCAAAUGGAUACAAUCUUGGUGGCAGUGGGAAUUCCCACCAAAGAGGUCCCAGGAUCCUCCUUCAUCCUUCCUCAACCUGUAAAUACUACAAAGGGAACAGUACACACCCAGGACCAAACCCAAAUUAAGCAGCAGUUGGAGGAAACCAAAAGUCCAGUCCAGGAGGCUGAGUCUUGUGCAGCAGACAGUGCUGAGGACUCAACAGAGAAGACCGAUGGCUGGGACGUCCCCGACAUCUCGGACCUGUUGGAUGCUCUCAGUAGUGAUGAUAGUGAGUCCAAAAAUCCACCCACAGCAGGGAACAACCAAGAGAAUAUCGAGAAGCAUAGACCGGUUUGUAAUGAGAGUGGAGAGCAGGCUGAAGCAGAUGAUGAACACGUCUUGUGGAGCUGGGAUGAUACACACUGGACUCCAGACCACAGCCAUAAACUAUGUGGACAAAAAAUGUAAGGAGGCUGCUCCAGGAUCACCUGCUUAAUUCAAGAUUUUUCUCAGUUUCAGUAUUUGUUUGACCAUCGAAAUGCUAUUGAACAAGGUUGGAAUUUUAACAAACUUCAGCUUCAACUCCUGACAAGUGAGAUGAAUUCCGUCACAAAAUUAAGGCACUGGCUCUGCAUGACUCACGGCGUCUACAAGAUGGUUUGAUUUUUGCUCAAAUCCCUGGGUGCCAGUUUUGCAGUACUGCACGUAGUCAGGGGAGUCAUCUAGUUUUGGCCACAGGCCCAAAUAAAUGAUUGAAGGCGUUCGAGGCGUCACAUAACGUGGGGACGAGAGAGGCAACACACUUUCUUGGCGGUCUUGAAAAAGCACUGCGCACGCACAGAGAGAACUCCUCAGUUGAGACUCGUACUGCGAAGCUUCCUGCUGUAAACCAACCUCAUCCUCCACCAUGAUACCUCUUAGGCACACUGAACAUCGGGCUGCCUGCGGGGCAACAGACCAAUAGUUUGUCUGCGAUUCGAAUUUGAAUUGGAGUUGAACAGCGGCACAGUUGUAACAAUGAAUCAGCGGUCCUGCCAAGUCAUACAAUACAGUAUGUAGAGUAUACAGUGGGAGCAAGCUUGGCUUUGUGGAAGGACAGUAAGAAACCUCAAUCUCCAGUUCUUAAAGGAGCGUACUGGCUGCUGAGUUGGCCCACGUUUUAGCUCAGCUUUCAGCAUUUUGGUCUCCCCAGUGGGGAGCCCUAACCCCAAUAUAGUCGAGUUGGUAUUUCGGUAAACUGCUUAAUUUUUCGUGCAUUUUCCUACCAUAUUCUCAUGAAAACAUAUCAAAAAUUCCAAGAGCAAGCACAUAUGCAAAGUAGCCUUAAGUGAAUAUGAAGUAUUUUUUUUAACCGCUGAUAAUGUGCAUAAGUGAUGUCAAUACAAUGUAAAGGUUUUGUGAAGUCUGAUUUCUUUACCCAACUUUAAUAUCUGACAUUUUCUUAGAUUUCCAUAUUUUAAAAACAUUUUUUAAACUAUAUUUAGAGGCUAUUACUAAAUAGAACUACAAUUUAACAGUGCUUCUAUCCACUUUUGUGUUAUA
Syngnathoides biaculeatus (alligator pipefish) is the source of this 3782-nucleotide messenger RNA. RefSeq names its product transmembrane and coiled-coil domains 4 (gene tmco4). Lineage: Eukaryota; Metazoa; Chordata; Actinopteri; Syngnathiformes; Syngnathidae. The record is from RefSeq and is a predicted model, not a curated record. Bases 834 to 2708 code for a protein of 624 amino acids. The transcript is spliced from 14 exons.